AUGUCCCUGCACUGGCUUCCUCACUUGGCUUCCAUUGCAGAUUCCUUCAUUUAUGUCAUCUUGCAUAUGGAAAUGACUGGCUCUUCUAUCAAAGGAUUUGUGAACACACACUUCCAUACCCCUUACAGUGGGUUUUGGAGUUGCUACAUUGUUCCCUUUGACACUGUUGUUGAAGCUGGAACUGAUGGUGUUUUCAUCAGGAGUCCCAUAGUCUCCCUUAUCAAAGAACUGCCAGCAGGUCAAGUUCCUCAGUUUGAUGGCAGGUAUGUACUAGAAGCACUUUUCAACUGUCUCAUCGAGUUAGAGGAGGCUCACAAUGCUACAUGGAAUGAUCCAAUGUUCUGGGCUGAUUUCAAAAGUCACUAUGGUUACAUGAACCACCCUUCUAAGCUAUACAGUAUUUUGCAGAAGAUUUGGCUGAAGCAAGAGGAUCUCAACCAUACAGGGUCACAUAAAAUUAAUAAUGCAGUUGGCCAGCUAAAUGCCUCAGCAAAACUUGCAUUACUACAGCAACAGGUGCCAGACAACAUGGAUGGAGUGCAUCAUCUAUAUGGGUUCCAAGGAUGUGCAGAGACAAGCUCUAAAUGUUUUCCAUAUGAGGAUGCUUGGUGCCAAGGUACCCAACUUGAGAUGUCAUGCCUGUCAAGACUGGUUCAAAGACAUGGAGGGAUGCCUGUUAACAAAGUGAUGAGAGAUUGGGUUACAAACCUUGCUACAACCCAUUCCUCAUCAGAUCCUGUGUGGCCCUCAUCCAUUCCCAACUAUCAAAAGGUGAUUGGACAUGAAAUCAAAGCAGAGAUGAAGGAGGCAACAGGGAAACUUCUGGAUGUGAUUGUUGCAUGCAUUGGAGGUGGCAGCAAUGCCAUUGGGUCUUUUAUGAGUUCUUCCUGGAUCCAUCUGUGCACCUUAUGGGUGUUGAGGCCCAGUGAGAAAGCCCAUGCACCUGGUUAG
Pisolithus orientalis is the source of this 951-nucleotide messenger RNA. RefSeq lists its product as uncharacterized. The coding region runs from base 1 to 951 and encodes 316 amino acids. Gene Ontology annotation, molecular function: tryptophan synthase activity. Lineage: Eukaryota; Fungi; Basidiomycota; Agaricomycetes; Boletales; Pisolithaceae. The transcript is spliced from 9 exons. Gene Ontology annotation, biological process: L-tryptophan biosynthetic process. The record is from RefSeq and is a predicted model, not a curated record. Gene Ontology annotation, cellular component: cytoplasm.